GGUAUAAAGGAGAAUUCAUCUGAAACUUGCUUAUACAAAGAGCUUCUGCUUCUUCUACACUGACCUGGAUUCAUAGCCAAGGCAAAAAUGGCUAAUUUGAUCAAUUCCAUUUCUGGAAUUACAGGCAUGUUGUCUACCACAGAGUUACUUGCUGCAUUUGUGGCAUUUACUGUCAUGUUCCUAAUCCUGAAAUCUUACAGACAGAAGAUCCCAAAAGGAACAAAGAAAAUGCCAGGUCCAAUUCCUUUGCCAAUUAUCGGCAACCUACUGCAACUGAGCAAAAAUCCCCAUUUAAGCCUGACCAAAAUGAGUGAAACGUACGGAGAUGUUUUCCAAAUCCAUAUUGGCACAAAGCCUGUGCUGGUGCUUAAUGGACUCGAAACCAUCAAGCAAGCCUUACUGAAGCAGGGUGAUGUGUUUGCUGGGCGCCCAGACCUCUUUACCUUUCGCUUGGUUGCUGACGGCCAGAGUUUGACAUUCAGUAGCGAUUCUGGAGAAGUAUGGAGAGCCCGUCGACGGCUGGCCAACAACGCCCUCAAAACGUUUGCCACCUCUGCAUCCAUGACCUCUAGCACAACUCUAUUGGAAGAACAUGUUUCUAAAGAAUGUCACUAUCUUCUCAGUAAGUUCCACCAAAUCAUAGAGGAGAAAGGAGAGUUUGACCCCUACAGAUACGUGGUUGUCUCUGUAGCCAAUGUCAUCUGUGCCUUGUGCUUCGGAAGCCGCUACGACCAUGACGAUGAAGAGUUUCUGAAUUUGGUGAACCUAACGGAUGAGUUUGGGGCAGCCGCUGCUUCAGGAAACCCAGCUGACUUCAUCCCCAUAUUGCAGUAUCUUCCAAGUCGCAGCAUGAAGGCCUUUAUGGAUAUCAACAAAAGAUUUUUGGCCUUCAUGAAUAAAAGUGUCAAUGAGCACUAUAAAACGUUUGAUAAGAAUUGCAUCCGUGAUAUUACCGACUCUCUGAUCCAGCACUCUCAAGAAAAGAAGGUCGAUGAAAAUUCCAACGUCAAAAUUACCGAUCAGAAAAUAGUGAACAUUGUUAAUGAUCUUUUUGGAGCUGGAUUUGACACAAUUACUACGGCCGUGUCUUGGAGUCUCUUAUACCUUGUAGCCCAUCCAGAAAUACAGGAAAAGAUGCAGAAAGAAUUAGAUCGAGUCAUUGGCAGAGAGAGGAGACCAACAUUAUCAGACAGAAGUCAGCUGCCUUACACUGAAGCUUUCAUUUUGGAAAUGUUCCGUCAUUCGUCCUAUUUGCCCUUCACCAUUCCUCACUGCACCACUGAAGACACUGUACUGAAUGGCUACUUCAUACCUAAAGGAAUAUGUGUUCUGGUGAACCAGUGGCAAGUUAAUCAUAAUCCGGAAAUAUGGAAAGACCCAUUCCUCUUCAAUCCAGAUCGCUUUCUGAGUGCAGAUGGCACUACACUGAACAAAAAUGAUAUAGACAAUGUCCUAGUUUUCGGACUGGGCAAGAGAAGAUGCCUUGGUGAGGCCAUCGGAAGAAUGGAGGUCUUCCUCUUCCUCACAACUCUGCUUCAGCAGAUGCAGUUCUCUAAGCUGGAGGGAGAUAAACUGGACAUGUCGCCUCAGUACGGUCUGACCAUGAAGCACAAACGGUGCCACAUUACAGCCAAACUGCGCUUUCCUCUGUUGAGUUCAGAGUAAUUCAUGCAUAUCCCUGGGCAACAGCCCGAUUUGUGAAUACCAGAAGGGACUCCUAUUGGACACACUUAGAUGGACAAUAGGUUGGAUUUAAAGUCCCAUCCUCAGAUGCCAGUGAAGUGUAUUCUGUAGGUGGUAAACUAAUGCUUAGUUUUAACAUGAGUUUUGACAGAUCAUAUAUAAGCUCUGUGCAUGUGUCUUAUUAACCAACAGAAAAUCCCUUUAUAUUAUGGAAAGGGAAUAAUUUGCUAAACAAUGCUGUUUUUGUUAAUUGUCACAUGUGAAGGAAGCUGUUCUAGCUAUAAACGAAGCUGCUUUAAUUUUAUGUUUUUAUGGAUAGAUGUGUUUAUUAUGCAAACUUAGUCCAUUCAUUCAUAAUCAAGCAAAAUGAUUGCCUGUGAUCCAUUGCUUGUGGAGGAAUCCAGAAUCUGUAUAUUAAUUAACUAAUGCACUUUUAUUUUUUUCUGAGUUGGCAAGCAAAGAUUAUGCUAAAAUGUGCAUCUUAGAACCAUUGCACAUCCCAAACCAUUCCUGACUAUUCCAGUAAUACUGUCUCAUGUAACCUUUGUACCAACCAAUUAUGCUGACAUUUUUGAUUUAAUAACAGUAGCCUUUGGAUACAACUUUUAUCAUGUAAAUAAUGCGAAGGGAAAUAAAUAAGCCAAUGUUAGUAAGCAUGACGAAUUGAGGGGAAAUGAUCUAAAGAGAUUUGCCUAAACCCCCUGUCCUUAAAGCAUUACAACAGGGGCAGCACUGGGGAGAUCGUCAGAUGCUCUACUGCACUGUAAGGUUGGCAAAGCACCAUGGGAGAUGUAGUUCUAUAUCUGCAGAGCUACAUUUGGCCGCGUCUGGGUUACAAAGACACAUUAGGGGAGGUUUAUCAAAGUAUUCUCUUAAA
Molecule: messenger RNA, 2560 nt
Organism: Pelobates fuscus (common spadefoot toad)
Lineage: Eukaryota; Metazoa; Chordata; Amphibia; Anura; Pelobatidae
Product: cytochrome P450 1A5
Exons: 7
Coding region: 88-1665 (525 amino acids)
Biological process (GO): progesterone metabolic process; hormone biosynthetic process
Molecular function (GO): iron ion binding; heme binding; steroid 17-alpha-monooxygenase activity
Source: RefSeq, a predicted model, not a curated record